AUGGCGACCAGCAGCUCAGUAGUAGUACUGGCCGUCCUGGCCACCGUCGCCGCGCUGGUCUCCCCGGCCAUGUCCCUUCCCGUCUUCACCGGCGACGUCGGCGUCUCUCCGGGCUUCCACGCCGCGUCGUGUCCGCAGCUGGACGGCGUCGUGCGGUCGUCCGUGGUGGCGGCGCUGCGGCAGGAGGUGGCGCUGGCGGCGGGCCUGCUCCGGCUCUACUUCCACGACUGCUUCCCGCAGGGCUGCGACGCCUCCAUCCUCCUCAACACCACCUCCGCCCGCGAGACGGCGCUGCUCCCCAACCUCACCAUCCGGCCGCGCGCCAUGCAGCUCAUCGAGUCCAUCCGCGCCAGGGUGCACGCCACCUGCGGAUCCGUUGUGUCAUGCGCCGACAUCACCCUGCUCGCCACCCGCGAUAGUAUCAUCGUGUCCGGCGGGCCCUGGUUCUCCGUGCCGCAGGGCAACCUCGACAGCCUGGCCCCGGCGUCACGGGACAAGGUGUCCAACCUCCCGUCGCCCCUGACGGCCAGCGUGGCCGCGCUGGUGGAGUCCUUCGGCACCCGGGGCCUCGGCGACGUGGCCGACCUCGUGGCGCUCUCCGGCGCGCACACCAUCGGGCGGUCGCACUGCGGCAGCUUCGCCGACCGGUACCGGCGCGCGGACGACACCUUCUCGCGGAAGCUGGCGGCCAACUGCAGCAAGCACCCGGACCGGCUGCAGAAUCUGGACGUGGUCACCCCCGACCUGUUCGACAACGGCUACUACAAGGCGCUGCGGUUCAACCAGGGCGUGCUCACCUCCGACAUGGCGCUCGUCAAGAAUAAGACCACGGCGGCCAUCGUGAAGCGGUUCGCCCAGAGCAAGGACGCCUUCUUCCGGCAGUUCGCCAGGUCCAUGGAGAAGCUCGCCAGGGCGCCCAAGCCGGCGGGCAACGUGGGCGAGAUCCGGCGCUUCAGCUGCUUCAGGACCAAUGCCCAAUGCGCCGACGCUGCCGUGGACGCUGCCGGUGAGGAGGAGGAGGGCUUCGCCGCCUCCGCCUGA
Triticum turgidum subsp. durum (durum wheat) is the source of this 1041-nucleotide messenger RNA. NCBI's taxonomy places the organism in Eukaryota, Viridiplantae, Streptophyta, Magnoliopsida, Poales, Poaceae. The record is from the annotation of a GenBank genome assembly.